GCCACUCGCUGCGUUGACCAGGCGUGCAGUGCAGUACCCACCCACCCACCCACAUACAUACAUACACAUGCAGGUGGCGGCAAUACUUCCGAUGGCGCUGAGCCUGUCGCUGGCGACGACGGCGCAGGCCGGCGACGUGCUGCAGCAGAAGCUCUGGGGCCUCUCGUCGGGCCUGGCCUACUACGUGCAGGUGAACGUCGGGUCGCAGCUGUACUCGUCCAGCUCGGGCAGCUCGGCCAGCGACUCGUUCAACCUGCUGCUGGACACGGGCUCGGCCAACACGGCCGUGGUCACGGCCGAUUGCUGCUCGCUCACGAACGAGCACCUGUACUCGUGCUCGGACUCGGACACGUGCGUGGACCAGGGCACGGCGGUCAGCGUCACGUACGUGAGCGGCUCGUGGAGCGGCGAGGUAGUGGAGGACACCUUCUCGGGCGAGGGACUGGGCACGGUCGAGAGCAUGCCGUUCGCCGAGAUCACGGCCGAGGACAGCUUCAUCUCGUCCGGCUACGACGGCAUCGUCGGGCUCGGCUACAAGGCCAUCGCGUCGCCCUCGAGCGACCCGCCCACGCCCUACUUCGACAAGGUCCAGAGCGCCGACGGCCUGAGCGACGUCUUCAGUUUGCAGAUGUGCGGCGCGCUGCAGGCGCUGAGUCUCAGCAACGUGUCGCUCGCGGACGACUCGUACCUGUACGCGGGCGAGUUCGUGCUCGGAGGCACGCACGGCGCCAGCGGAGAGAGCUUCCACAAGGGCGACAUCGUGUACACGCCGCUGGUGCAGGAGAAGUACUACAACGUCCUCGUCACGGACAUCGGCGUGAACGGGGAGAGCCUCGGACUGGACUGCGAGACCAUCAACUCGCCGCGGUCCAUCAUCGACUCGGGCACGAGCAACAUCGCGUUCCCGUCCAGCGUCUACAGCGCCGUGAUCGCGGAGCUCAAGACGCAGGUCGAGAAGGUGACGACCGACGUGAGCGACAGCUUCUUCGACGACGACUCGACCUGCUGCUCGAGCGAGUGCGACCCGACCAACGCCGACUCGAUCAUCUACUCGCUGCCCGGACUCACGAUCUCGCUCGCAGUGGACGACGACAAGUCGCAGCAGAUGACCAUCACCAUUCCAGCCGAGUACAUUUGGCGCCCGCUCGUGGUGUCGACAGGCCAGGGCGAAUCGGCCUGCCGCGUCUUCGGCAUCUCCGAGGGCAGCUUCACGCUGCUGGGCGACGUCUUCAUGGACGGACUCUUCACGGUGCACGACCGCGAGAACGAGCGCGUGGGGCUCGCGGUGGCCGACAACUGCCCGAACGGCGUCACCUCAAGCAAGAACAUCACGGUAGAGACCAUGACUUCCGAGGACUCGUUCUGCAGCUGCGUCGGCUCCUCGGACCGCAAGAGCAGCCUGCUCAGCAGCUACGUGCCGUUCUCGGGCAAGCCGUGCUUCUUCUGGCAGUGGUGGAUGUACGUGGUGCUGGUGGCGAUCGUCAUCAUCGUCCUCAUGCUCGUCGCCUACGGAUACUACUGCUGGAAGCGGCGCAAACUCCUGCGCCAGAUCGAGGAGCUCCGCCAGAGUCAGAACCAGCCGCGGGUGCAGCGCAGUCUGUACACGAACGACCGUCUCGACCGCAACCUGCUCCAGACACCAACGCAGCCGAGCUCCGUGUACAUCGUGGAGGCCUACACGCCCCCCACCGCCGCCACAGUUCCAAUUAUGAACGGCGGAGUCCCCGCCACGAAUGACUACAGGUUGGCGUCCUCGCCGUCAGUCCGAUUCAACCCCAACACGACAGGAGCGCCAGCCACGGCCGCUCCGGCAACACCAGCCUCCUCCUCCACCAUCACCAACCACCACUACCAACAUGAAGACCACCAGCUUCGCCGUCGCCACCGUUGCCGCUCUCUCCGCCAUCUCCGCUCCCACGCUCGUUGGCGCCGAAACGUGCUCAAGCUCCUGCCGCUCCUGUCGGAUGCCAAGAGCUGCGCCGACGACACCGGGUACACCAUCUACCCGUUCUCCGGCAAACCCACGGACGAGCAGAUGAAGGCCAUCUGCGCCAACCCGACGUGCACGGGCGUGCUGCAGGACGCCAUCGACACGGACCUCCCGGACUGCACCAUCGACUUUGAGGCGACGCAGCUGAACGUGUGUACGGAGCUGACCGACUACGGUGCGAGGUGCGGCGUGUUCGAGUAA
Phytophthora sojae is the source of this 2191-nucleotide messenger RNA. Its product is annotated as pepsin-like aspartic protease A1. The record is from RefSeq and is a predicted model, not a curated record. Gene Ontology annotation, biological process: proteolysis. Lineage: Eukaryota; Oomycota; Peronosporomycetes; Peronosporales; Peronosporaceae. Gene Ontology annotation, cellular component: extracellular region. The coding region runs from base 68 to 2191 and encodes 707 amino acids. The transcript is spliced from 2 exons. Gene Ontology annotation, molecular function: aspartic-type endopeptidase activity.